Molecule: messenger RNA, 357 nt
Organism: Psylliodes chrysocephalus
Lineage: Eukaryota; Metazoa; Arthropoda; Insecta; Coleoptera; Chrysomelidae
Source: the annotation of a GenBank genome assembly
AUGAAUAGGAGUUUUUACCAGAAUAUAGUGCAAGAAAGGGAAAUUCAGGACAGAGAAGAAAACGAACUAAAUCAAGAAGUAAAGCAAAUGAAAUGGGUUUUAGUAAAGUACACGUCAAAAAAGAACACGAAGCACUAUGUUGGCCGUGUAACACGACGUGUGGAAGACGAAUGGAAAGUAAAAUUUUUAAAACGAAUGUCAACUAAACGACAAGAUACGAUAAGAUUUGAUUGGCCUCCUACAGACGAUAUUGAUACGGUAAACGAAGCAGAUAUUGCAUUGACUUUGCCAGAACCACUUGAAUAUAGAAGAGGGUUACUGUAUUUUAAUAUCUUGUUUGAUGGAUUUAAUAUUUAA